GGGUGGCAGCUCAGGCACAGGGGAGGAGGAAGGGGACGGAGGAGUCACGACAGACUGACUGGGUUCUCCGGGCGACCGACGGACCGCCGCCCCGACCACCAGGAGGAGGUGAGCAGAUCUUUUUAUUGCGAUGGAGAAAACGGAUGUUUUCGGUUAUAUUACUAUUAUUAAAAAGACAGGGAAUGAUGGUUUUCGGUAUCCAAUAAACCGAACUACUUGUGUGUUUGGAAGGGAUACGGAAUGUGACAUCCGGAUCCAACUUCCAGUUGCAAAUAAACAACAAUGCAAGAUUGAAUUUAAUCAGCCAAAAGAGGCUGUGUUGUUUAAUUUAAAUUCUUCACAUCCAACUUGGUUAAAUGGAGCUGAAUGUUGCCAUCCUGUGAAAUUGAAGCAUGGAGACUUAAUUAACAUCUUUGACCGUUCUUUCAGGUUUGAAUAUGCAAAAGGCUUCCCGAAUGAAGAAACAUCAAUAAAGCCUCCAGAACCAAAAAGCAAAGAGGCAAUAAUACCACCUCGAUCCCGAAGUCUCUCAACUCUGCACCCUGAACGUCAAAAGAAUGAGGAGGAAAUCUCUUUAAGAGAAGUUUCUCUUAUAAAAACUAUAGAAGAAAUAAUAAAUGAAAAUAAAUCUAAACAACGUGUUGAUGCUUCAGAUAAUGUAAAAGAACCUCUCACAGAGAAAGCUCCAACUUUAACAACUAAAGAACUAAAAGAGAAUGGAACCAAUGUCACCCCAGAGAAAAACACUUCCCUGAAACUAGCAGAUGACUCCAGUGGAGAUGUGAGUCCUUGUUUAACCCUGGACCAUCAUGGGAAGAGUGGAAAACCCACACUUUCUCCUUUUAGGAAACUGUAUGGCCUUAUGAAAGAAGAAUUAAACCUUACUAAACACCAGCAAACAGGCGAUGUUCAUCAUGGCAGAAAGUCCGGGUCUAAAAACCGGGCCAGUGUGGAUGGUAGAGAGUGGGAAACGGAACUCCUCCACUUGCCCCGAUCUAAGCACACGGGGAAGAUGAAGACCAAAGCAAACUCUGCUUCAUAUGAUGGGAUGGCAGAGGCCGAGCACGGCGUCACAGAAGAAACGUGGUCUGGGGACGUGGACAAGAAGCCAUGUAGUGAAGAGGAAGUAAUACUGGAUGCUGAAGACCAAGAUUUAAAGCAGCUCACCUCUACCCAGAAACGAAGAAAAAGUGAGGAGUUGCCCCUCGAGAAUGCUGGGAAGAAAAAGGGUAAAAUGGGAAGUGGAAAAGACAAAAGGAGGUCGGCCCCUGUGAGGUCCACAUCAGAGGCCCAGAGUCCGUAUCCUUUACUUCGAUCCCAAACCAAGAACCUUGAGAUGUGUUCCCUAGGAAGAGGUAAACUGCCCAAAUUGGGAAGAGAGGUUGCUGAGCUCCGUGAGAACAAGGCCACAGCUGCUGAGAAGCCUGUUCUCAAAGAGAGUGACCACAAUGGUGGCGGCGAUUCUGUAGAUUUGGCUAAGGGAAAUAAGAGUAGUAACCAACCUCCUCCCAAGAAAACUUCAAAUUCAGAAAAAAUGAAAACUCAAGAUGAAAUCGGUUUCGAAGAUAAUGUGAGUGAAAAUGACGAAUCAUCAGCGAAGAGGAGGCGAGUUUCUUUUGGAGUUCUUCUCCGACCUGAAUUAUUUGAUGAGAACUUACCUCCUAAUUCACCUCUUAAAAGAGGAGAAACCCCCGGGAUGAGAAGACCAUCACUUGGUUGUCUUCGGGCUGUCCUGAAAAAAACAAUUAAGCCGGAGCAUUCUAAGCCACCAGAAAAGGACUCUUCCUCUGAAGGGAUCCUGGAUGUACAAGACCUGUCACUGGAGUUGCCUAAGAAAAUUUCUGCAGCCUCCGGUGAUGACCCUGAGAAUGCAGAGGCUAUUCCUACUGAAAUCCAGCCCCAGAAGAUGAACAGGCCAUCAUCAUCAAGAAGAUCUUCCUGUGGGAGGGGCCAAGUUGAUGAUGCCCUGCAGAUGAUCUGUUCCAGGAGGAGAAGUGGUGCAUCUGAAGCUAAUCUCAUGGUUGUACGCUCUUGGGCAGAUGUGGUAAGAUUAGGUACUAGAAAGCCACGAGCAGACGUUGUUGUAAAACAUGGUCUUGAGAGAAGAAUAAUAAAAAAAAAGCAGAAGAGAUUAACCCCCAAGAAGCCAGCAAACCAAGCUCAGAAUCACUUUAGCACAGGCCACGCAAACUCUCCCUGUACCAUAGUGAUUGGAAGAGCUCAUACUGAAAAAGUGACCAUGCCUAUACGGCCCUGUAGGAUGCUGAACAACUUUGUUUUAAACCCUAACAUGGAUAUGAAUGAGGAUUUAACAGGACUGACAGAAAUAUUUAAAACCCCAAUAAUGAAGAAGCGGGCACCUGGAAGUGUGUCUCCAGGGACUGAUACAAGUCCACAACUUUUGUCUGGAGAAACAUCUGCCACAUCUUCAGAAAAUGAAGAUGUCAUGCAUCCUUCAGAUGGAUUUGCAGAGAAGGUGGAACUUUCAGAAAAACAUAUAUCUGACUUGAUCAUUCCAUGCCGUCGUUCCCCAAGAAACAGACAGUCAUCAGGAGAUGAUGAGAUCAUUAAAACUGAAAAUGAGAUCUCUGAAGCUAGAAGUGAUGAAAUAAUGAAGAUUUCACUUCUAGAUGUCGAUGUAGACCAUAAAAAAUUGACACUAAAUUCAAAAAAGGUUCGGACUUCCACACCAAAAGAAAGUGUAACACCACUAAAUCAAGAAGAAAAAUUACAAAAUAGAAAUCCAGGAAUUGUUAUACCAGGGAACCAAUGUGCUACUACCUAUGGUGUAGAGCAAGAGCAAAGUGUAACCCCGGGAGGGAAACAUCCAGUAACACCAGAGGCAAUUUGUAACAUCAAGAGUGCUAUUGAAACACCAGGCAAAGGGCAACCAAAAGAACAUUCAACAGAUAAUCACAUCGACCUAAGAAAUAAAAACCCCAAAAUGUUAGAAGGUCAAUCAGGAGUCACAACUUCAGUAAAAGGAAAAUCAAAUAAAGAUGAACCUAUCCCUGACCAGCCAGCCAGCAGGGAUCCAAAAACAUGUCAUGGAGGCAAUAAUAAAAUGACAAGUGAUGUGUCUCCAGGUGUGAUGGUUGCUCAGGGAACUGUAACAAGCAUCAAAGAUGAGCCAGACAGCAUGAAGAAGUUAAGAGCCCCAAAGGAAAAGAGAGAGUCAGUUGAAGACCUAAGUGGAAUCAGAGAGCUUAUGAAAACCCCAACACCAGUAACAGAACUAGAAGAAGCAAGAGUGAUAGAUUCUGCUGGGGAUGCUGCAGAAGUUCAAACAAAUCUUAGGCCAUCCCCAAAGCAAAUAAUAAAUUCUGUCAGAGCUGCUGAAAAACAAACAAAAAAGACAAUAAAGCUGCCAGCUAAGGAAGAAGAUCUGGCCAACAUUGAACAGCUUAUGAAGACUCCAAAACGAAAAGGUGAGCCUGUCGAGCAUCUGAGAGUAGUCAAAAGACUAACAAGAACAUCUAAGGACAAGGUAGAAUCAGGGGAGAACUCAGCGACAGGCACUGAAAAAUUAAUGAGGACUCCUCAGGAAAAAGAGCCUGUAGAAAGUCCAAAAAUCACUGUAAAUGUCAAUGUUAAACAGGUUCCAAAACAGAAAGGUCAGUUCUCUGAAGAUCCAGAUCUCAAGGAGCAUAUUAUGACUUCUACAAAACAACAACUGGUAGAAUCAGUCAAAGAUAAGAAAGGCAAGGCCAUUGUUACGAAGGCAUAUGAAUCAUCACAAGAGUUGACCAGGAACAGGAGACUGACAGGAAUUAUUAAAGAAAAGGAAGAAACAACGAAAGGUGUCAAAAAGUCUACUAAAACAUCAAAGCACAAAUGUGAUCCAGAAGAUGAUGAUCUGACAGGUUUUAGACUUAUCAGAGUUCCUAAACAAAAGGUAAAAUCAGCAGAAAACCUUACAGGCCUUAAGAAACUUAGGUCACCUAAGGAAAAGGUAAAACCUAUUGAAAAUUUGACAGGUCUGAGAAGACUUUUGAAAUCUCCCAAAGUCAAGAGAGAGCCAUUAGAAGAUCCAACGGGCAUAAAAGGAUUGAUGAUAACCCCAAAAGAGAAGGGGAGAGAGCCAGUAGAACAUCCAACCGGCAUCAGAAGAUUCAUAAGAAUACAAAAAAGGGGAGAGUUAGAUGUUACUCUAUUUAGGGAGAGUCCAAAUAAAAUGGAAGAAAAUAUAUCAAGUAGAAACACGGUUAUGUGGAGUAACCCACAAGAAAUCUCUGAUAGAAAUUCAGAAUUUUCUGAAAAAUUACAACAAAUAGAGAUAGGGAUACUCAGACCAGGAAUAAAAGAUUUAAGUAUUCCACAACAAGGAAAUGAAGUAACAGAAAAAAUACUGGAGUCCCCAGAGAGAAUCCAAACUCUAAAGUUACUGAAACCACCAACAAAGAAUGAAUUAGGAAAUGCCUUUGGAUUAAAGGUUUUCGAACCAGAGCCAAUAUCUGAAGAAAUAGGUUCCGUUGCAUUUAAAGAGCUGUAUGAGUCUCCAAAGGAAAACAAGGAGCAGCAAUCAGGUAUUGACCAAUACCAACAGCAAAUUUGUUCGGGGGAAGACAAUGGUGAAAAUAAAUCUAAUAUUUCUAAAAUCGAUGGGUUGUCCCCAGUGACAUUGGAAGUAAACAUGGACCAAGAAAUUCCACCCAUGUCUACCCAGAGAAGUAAAAUUAGUCAGGCUCUCCGAGAAAAUGAUAAUUUGCCAAGUGAGACAGAAAAAAUAUUUCCAAAGGAAAUAGAAAAUAGGAGUGAGAAUCAAAGAACAAUGUCCUUAAAGUCUAAAAAUAAAAAUAAAUCUGGAAAGAUCCUCUUAAACGAUGAAAAGAUUGUGAAAACCUCCUGGGAGGAAAGUGUAAAGGAGAUGGUUGAGCGUCAUGCCAGAUUCUAUAACGCAGAAAAAAGGCGACAGGACCCCAAAACCUCAGAGAUGAAUGAUAAUCAGGAAUUUGUGAAUAGUCAGCCCAGCACAUCUGGGGAAAUGGCUGACGAUACAAAGUGCAUGGCACCUCUGAGACCUAGAAGAACUGAAGCCGAUGAUAGAUUGCAACGGUCUAGUUCAGAGGAAUCAAUUAUAGAAAAGCCUGAAAGUAAGGCAACCAAGAAUGUAAAGGGGAGAUUUAAAAACGUUAAUAUGACAUUAUUGACAUUAAGAUCUAGAAAUAAAAGCAAGGAAUUGCCUAGUGUAUCAGAUGUGUCACAUAUGGAAAGUGGAACAAAACUUGGUAAUAGAUUGCCAAGGAAACUGAAUGAACGAAAAUCCCCUCUAAGACUCAGCCAGAGGAAUAAGACCAUUGAAAUGGAUAUAUUACCCAGACAGCAUAAUGAAAAGAGAGAGAGAAUUCUUAGAACCAAAAUUAAAGCUGAUGCAAAAUUACAAGAAUCUAGUAGUAUGGUUAAUGAAAUAGUUUCUGAGGGAAAUAAAAAAGAAAGAAAGUCAAAAAAGAGAAUUGCGAAUAAAGGAAUGAUGGGUUUGAGAUCAAGAAAUAAAAAUAAGGAAAUGUUUCCUGGCGAAUCAGAUAAGUCCACAGAUGAUGAAAAGGAAUGUGUUAAGAGCCUGCCAGAGAAGCUGAAAGAACACAAAGUAUAUGAUCAUUUUUCAAGUGAAACAGAUGAAUCACCCACAGAAAAUGAGGAAAAAUUUAUGAAGAGCUACCGGGGAAAGAGAGCUGUAAAUGAAGAUGGCAUAGCACUAAGAACAAGAAGUAAAAUGAAGGCAAAACAAGAAUGUCAUUCGACAGAUAAAGCAUGCAUAGAGAAUGAUGAAAAGAGACCACCUAGGAGUUUACAGGGAAGAUGGAAAACUCUUGCUAUUCAUGAAAAGAUGUCAUCUCUAAGACAUAAAAAUAGAAUUAAGCCUGCUAAAGAAGAAUCACACAAAGAAGAUGCUGUUCCAAGUAAAGGGGUAACAGCUUUACGCUGUAGAAGCAAACAUAAAAUGGAUAAGGAAUAUCAUCAAUCUUUGCCGCCUCCAUCUAAAGAAACAGAGAGAGUGUACAAGAGCUUCCCAGAGAGGCUUAUGUCAUUAAGAUUACGAAGUAAAAACAAAAUUGGCACAGAAAUGGGUACAUAUGUAGACAACAGUGAAAAGAAGCCUCUGAGAGAGAGCACAGCAAGUCCAUCUAAAGUAACUUUACGCUUUAGAAGCAGAAAUAGAGGCAUUAGGUUGAUUCAUUCCUCGAGAGUUGCACCAGAGAAAUUUUACCAAAAGGAUGAAAAGCCAGUGAAAGUGCAGAAGAAUUUAAGUGAUACAACAGGAAGUGGAAAUAGGACUUUAAGGUUCAGAAGUUCAAGUAAAAUGGACAUGAUCCUGAAAGGAUCUAAUCCUUUAUUAGCACCCAGAACGUCUGAAGGAAUUUUGCCUUCAUCUAGAAGCAGAAACAGAAUGAAUAAAGAGCCACAAGGAGUUCAUCGUGUACCUAGUGCAACGAAAAUCCUUUACAUUGAAGGUGAUGAAAAGUUUUCAAGCCUAGAAAAUAAACACAGUAGUAGAGCACAAGAUAAAAUGGAAGGUAGAGUCAUGACCAGAUCCCGCCUCAGAAGCAGAAAUGAUCGAGAAGAACUGAUAGGAUCUAAUCCAGAGGGCUUAAGCAGAGGAGGUGAAUUGUUUCUAAUAGGGACUAGUUUUAGAAAUAAAAAUAUGGAUCCACAAAGCUCCACUAAUCUUAGCAGAGAGGACCUCUCCGUUUCUCCUCCGAAGAUUACUAUUGUAACAAAGAAAAGAGGAAAAUCAAGGAGCAAACUAUUAAAGCCAACAGAUGUUGAGAAUGAUAGCAAACUGCUGGAUGAAACUUAUAAUAUAAAUUUUACUUCUGUUAAAGAAACACGGUCAGAGCCGAUUCUGUUAAAAACCAGUACACAAGAUAAGGUUGUACCAGUCAAUGAGUUUUGGUCCAAAAGAUUAAGGAAAGACCAGGAGCAGCACGACUCUGAGGAAAGAGUUAAUGUUGGUUCUCGAAGAAAACAUACCCUAAAGGAGACCAAAGCAUCCACCAUAAGUUCAAAGCAGGUGUGAUAUAAUAUUUUAUAAGAACUACUUUUAAGGAGCAGAAUCCCAGUAUUGUCUAAUCUGAAAAUGUAGUAUGGGUGUACCAAUCUCUUUACAUUAUUCUGUGCUAGUAAUAUAUGGUUGACUUUUCCAGUACAGAUUUUUAAAUGAGAUUUAUAUAGUAUAAGGCAGUGUACAGGUCACCAAGUUUGCUUUAUUUUGAAAUAAAAGUUAAAACCACUUUAGGUGGAAACCUUCCUAAAAUGUAUUACACACUUCUCUGUUUUCUAAAGCUGAGCAUUCAAAAUGCAAAUUUAACACUUUCUUGAUGAAUGAAUGUCAUCAUGAACAAAAGUCAUCAGUUACUAUGUUGUAAUAUAAUGUUUGCAGACCCUCAGUUGCCCCAGACUCUUAUUGUCAGCUACAUUUUCUUUACUGUCAUUUGCUUUCCUUCUCCCCUUUUUCUCCCCCAAUUCUAACCUGUUAGAAUUCUAUGUAAAGGAAUAAUAGACUAUCUGGUCUUUAUUUCUUUAGGGUCCUUUGUUGAAGGUUGUAAGAAAUUAAUUGUAAUUUGGGGCUUCCAUGACUACAUCUUUGCUUCAUUAUGGUCAGACUGAAAAGAUGUAAUCUUUUCAGUUAUAUAUAUCAUAUAUUACCCCAGCUAGGAAUAAUGGAAUAGGACUCCAGAUGGUGGUGAGAUUGUGGAAGCGAGGCCAGCUCUUUGAGCUAGCUGAGAUGGAAGCAAGUUUGGGUUUUGGGUCAGUCUUUGCUAGAGCAGUGAGCUUAUUCAUUUUCUCUUCCCCUAUUCCCUUUCUCGUCCCUGGCUUUAUUAAUCACCUGUGUUGUAAUUUUUGUUCCCUUUAAUAAAACCUGGUUUGU
Molecule: messenger RNA, 7870 nt
Organism: Dromiciops gliroides (monito del monte)
Lineage: Eukaryota; Metazoa; Chordata; Mammalia; Microbiotheria; Microbiotheriidae
Gene: MKI67
Product: marker of proliferation Ki-67
Exons: 15
Coding region: 131-7018 (2295 amino acids)
Biological process (GO): regulation of chromosome segregation; regulation of mitotic nuclear division
Cellular component (GO): nucleus; chromosome
Molecular function (GO): protein binding
Source: RefSeq, a predicted model, not a curated record